CAAGAUGGCGGCCGUCAGUGUGCAGAAUGAGGUGAUUGAGGAGGAUCUGCCUAAAGCAGUGCAGCUACUCAACACGCUCACGCAACAGGUUGCAUUUGUUACUAGCCAUGUUCGGGAGUUGAUAAAGAAAGUCCAGAAUAAAACCUAUCCCACGUCUAAGGGUUUGUCCUUUCUGGACCUGCGAUACCACCUGCUGUUAUUUUACCUUCAAGAUGUUGUACAUUUGAUGAGCGUUAAAGCAAAUGGUCAAAGUUUGAAAGACAACUAUGCCAUCCAUAGGCUGGUCACCAUAAGAACGGUUCUGGAGAAGAUGCGUCCUCUUGAUCAGAAGCUAAAAUAUCAGAUUGAUAAAUUGAUGCGCACUGCUGUAACUGGCAGUCUGGCUGAGAAUGAUCCUUUAUAUUUCCGUCCGAAUCCCGAGAAUCUUGUCAGCAAGCUUGAUCAGUCUGAGGAAUCUGGUGACGACAGUGAUGAUGAUGAUGACGACAACGACAAUGAUGAUGAUGGAAAUAAAAAAGAUUCUGAGACAAAGGCGGCCCCCAAAGCCAGGAAAUACGUCCCGCCAAAGAUCGCCCCAAUGCAUUAUGAUGGUGAUUUAACGGAAGCUGAUAGGCAGAAGGAGCUUGUGGAAAAACGCAGGAAAGCGGCGUUCCGUAGUUCAGUGAUUGGGGAACUCCGGCAGCAGUACAGCGAUGCGCCAGAGGAAAUCCGCGAGCGCCAAGACUUCCAGACUGAGCGAGACAUCCGAGAGGAACAGCACAGGAAAAAGUAUGAGGAGUCUAUGAUGGUGCGUCUGAGUGUCUCACGAGAUCAGAAGGCCAAGAAAAGACGCAUGAUGGGAAUGUCCUCACAGCUGAAGAGCAUCACACACUUCGGUGACAUCACAGCACUGACUGGCGGAGAGGCACCGGAUUUGGAUAAUCCCAGACCCAAGAAGAAAAAGAAAUUACUGAAGAAGAACAACAAAAAGAGGAUGUUCAAGAAACGCAAGUAGAGCUUCUCUACAUCUGGAUUGAGACAAGAUGAUUUUCAUUAGCCUACAUCUUUGAAAUAAAAAUAAUCAACCCCAUUUUCUAGUUUGGUCAGUGAUCUUUACAGUUAUGAUCUAUUAGAGGUGUUACAAAGGGGGAAAAAGACCUUGAAUUAAAUUCGUCCUUAUUUCAAAGAUCAAUGAAUAGGCAAAAUAAGGCUGGUUUUUGAAAAUCAAAAGAAUAAACAAAACGAACAAACCCAAGCAAUGCUUCACCCAACAGGAGGCAACACUAGUUAAUACAUACAUACAUACAUACAUACAUACCCACCCACCCUAUGGAGCACUUGCAUGUGACGUCACAGCCGAUCCAGAUUGUGACGGACGCCAUCUUGUCGGUCAAACGCCAUAUUCCGCCUUCUACUUCUACUUCUGGGUCUACUUCUGCUUUUACUUCUACCUUUUCUUCUGGAAAACCCUACUAUAUACAAUUCUACUACAACGGCUGCGGCUACAAGCUCUCCCUACCUGUGCACGUUUUUUAUGGUUUUUGUGUGUAUUUUUGCGUGUUGUUCGUCUGUACCGGACUUCAAUAUCCACUACAACCGUAUGGACUUAGUGGACAUUGGUUUCCAGCAGAAAAUGACGGUUUGUAGCGAUUUCCAUCGCAUGCACAACAUUUCCGGAUGAGAAAAAAAAAAAAAACAUUCCGGACGAGAUAGUGAGACCAGCGGGGUCUCCGUGGAUUGUUAUCGGAAGCAAAGCGAAGGAGGCGGCGCCGGGAGCGGAAGCAAAAGCGAGGCUGCAGGCAGAGCCGGCCUGUUGACUAAGCUCAGAAAACAGCUACUCAAAUCUCCACUGCUAAGCCUCUACUUCUCCAACGCCAGAUCCAUGUAAACAAGACGGACGAUUUGGAAUUACAGCUGGAAUUACCUUAUUCUAUUCUAUAAUUGGCUGGUCAGUGCUAUACUCAAUACUUAAGUGACUUACCCAUCCAAUGAGGAUUCUUGUUUACAAGAUGCCACAUCUGAGUCGCUGACAAAUCCUGAAUUUCUGUAAAGAUAACUGUCCAGAGAUUUAUAAGCACGCAGUGCUUCACCACUGAACAGCGAGGGAAAGUUAAUGAGGUAAUUAUACACGUCCGGGUAUUCCGCUGGCAGUUCAAAAUCCGGUCGUGAAAACUCCGUCCGGAAAGCCAUAAGGGUCACUAAUCUGUAGAUCAUUUAUUUUAGACAUAUAUCUAGUUAUCUGUUCAUUAGAAAAAUGAGCCGUGUAGUCCGUCGGUUGAAAUUGAUCCAUUCUGUACACGAGUGCAGCAGUAUUCAGCGGUAUUUUUGACCGACAAGAUGGCGGUUGUGUACUUUCCGGUCACGUGACUGCAAGAUCUCUAUAGGUGUUCCAGGGGACAAUAAACAUGACAUUUUCUCAAGAUUAUUCCUGAAGGGGACAUCAAAAGGACACCACCUUCUUUUGAAACGAAGCAAGUAAUGGCUUGCUUUAUUUAUAUAUAAUUUUUUUUUUUUUUUGUGCGCACGCGACUUCAAUUCUGUGCUGUUCUGCUCACCACUGUUGUAAAGAGUGCUUAUUUGAGUUACUGUAGAUGUCCUGUCAUCUCAAACCACUCUGGUCAUUCUCAUCUGUCUGCUCUCAUCAGCAAGGAGUUUCCACCCCUAGUGUGUGUGUGCACGCGCGCUCUGUGUAAACUGUACAGACUGUUGUGUAUGAAACUCUCAGGACUCAGACCUGCCCUUCUAUUACCACAGACACAGAUCACACUUUUUCUUCAUUCUGGUGUUUGAUGAGAAUGUUAAUUGAAGUUCUUGGCUUCUAUCUGUCUGGUUAUAUGCGUCAUGCUGCUGCCACAUGAUUAACUGUUAGAUAACUGCAUGAAGGUAUUGGUGUUCCUAAUAAAGUGGAUGGUGAGUGUAUGUAGUCUGUUUUAUCUAUCAGGGUCUCAUGAGACGAGAAUGUUAAAUAGAGAUGCAUGACGGGUGUGUCCUCACAGCUGAAGAGGACAUUCUCAUCUGUCUGCUCUCAUCAGCAAGGUGUUUCCACAUCACCACAUAGCAUCGGCGGAGAGGCACCAGUGAUGCCUCUUUGACCAACAAGGAACAGGUUCUUGAACUGGUUCUGUUCAGGAUUCUUUGAACCUUGGUGCCAGUGUGGUGAUUUUAUAUUCUUAAAGUAAUCACGUAAGAAUUUGGUUUAUGAUUGUAUUUUGAUUCAAAGCUAGUUGUGUUGAUUUUCAGUAAAGAGUUAAUGAAGUUAUUACAGAUAGACUGGUCAAAGCUUUAUACUGUUAAUGGAACCCUGAAGCAUGUGUUAAAUUAGAAAUAAUCUUAUACUAGAACCAAGCCUUAUUUGGAUGUGUAUUAUUGGAAAUAAGUCUUGUUUGGAUACAUAUGUCACUUAGCACAGGUGGUUUGUUUUAAUGUUAAGACUAAUCAGGGAAGUCUCUCCUUGAACUAAGAACAGUGCAGUUCACUUUGGGGCUAUUGGAAAAGAGAGGUGGAAAUGUAUCCUUAUAUAGUGUAAGUCUGGCAUUGGUGGAAUACUGUAAAAAUGGAUGAUUUGAGAUUUGGAACCAGUUCACGCUGCAGACUGUACUUUCCCUUUGUUAACUGAUUUAAUAAAAGGUCUAAACAUUUCUGCAA
Neoarius graeffei (lesser salmon catfish) is the source of this 3624-nucleotide messenger RNA. It is a transcript of the gene ngdn, whose product is annotated as neuroguidin, EIF4E binding protein. The record is from RefSeq and is a predicted model, not a curated record. Bases 5 to 994 code for a protein of 329 amino acids. NCBI's taxonomy places the organism in Eukaryota, Metazoa, Chordata, Actinopteri, Siluriformes, Ariidae. The transcript has 11 exons. Gene Ontology annotation, cellular component: small-subunit processome; nucleolus. Gene Ontology annotation, biological process: maturation of SSU-rRNA from tricistronic rRNA transcript (SSU-rRNA, 5.8S rRNA, LSU-rRNA).